AUGUCCCGGUGGACAUCUGUGUUCAGUGGAGGAUGGGGAUCCAGAAAAGGGAGCUGUGCUGGGGACACACACCUGGGGGUCUGGGAGGUGGAAGCAGCCACCCAGAGAGGACAGGGAAGAGAAGCUGGGCCACCCCUGAAGAGCCUCCGCCAUCAGCCUGGGGUACAGGGGUUCAGAGAGGCUGAGAACCCGGGAAGCCAAACCGGAGACGGUGCUUCAAGAAGAAAAGAUAGUUCAAAUAAAGUGAGGACGGAAAAUCUAUUGAAGGUCAUAGUGACCUUGAAAACUUCAGGAGAGCGCUGGGGACAGAACGGUCUAGAAAGGGGGAACACCCCUCCCACAUGA
Molecule: messenger RNA, 345 nt
Organism: Rangifer tarandus platyrhynchus (Svalbard reindeer)
Lineage: Eukaryota; Metazoa; Chordata; Mammalia; Artiodactyla; Cervidae
Source: the annotation of a GenBank genome assembly